AUGGCUUCGGCGGACAGUUCACCGGUCGACCGAAAGGGCAAGGUGAACAAACGCUCUUCUAAUUCCUACACGACCGACGAGUGGCGAAGGCAUCGCCCGUUGAUUACCCAAUUAUAUUUUGAGGAAGGCCGGACGCUCAAGGAUGUGGCCGAGUAUCUGAAGAGGGAAUUUGAUUUUGCGCCCACUGAGCGAAUGUAUAAAAGCCGACUCCACACAUGGGGCCUGGAUAAGAAGAAAAAGGAACAUGAGAUGCUUGAUUUGGUCCGGCAAGGACUGCAGGCAAAGGGCGAUGACAAGGACAAAGUUUUCCUCGUCCGAGGAAGGCAGGUCACUCUCGCCGACGCUCUCCACUACUUCAACCGAAAAGGUAUCAAAGAUCCGUCCAGCCUCCUGGAGCCUCAAGCCGAAACCAGUGGGGAACGCUCGUCACCUGAAGAUACUGACUUAAAAACUCCGCCCUCGUCUCAUGAUGACCUCCUGGAUACUCCCCAAGCCGUUUCCGAUUACGAGAUGACGAGAAGUCACAUGGACAUGGAUGACCACGAGAAGGCCGCCAUACCUCUUACCCUUAAACCUUCCGAUAUUGCCGAGAGUCGCCUUGCCGCGUUACAAGUUGUCUUGAACAUACCCAACCUGUCGCCCCUGCCUCCCUUCCGGACGCUGUCAGUCGAGUCGACAGUCGCCCAAACGAACGCCUCACCGGAGGACCAACGAUAUCUCGACAUGAUUUUCCAAAACCUGCAGAAUCACUACCUCAGCCUGUUCACGGCCCGAAAUGUCUCCAUCCACAAUACCACCGGAAAAUGGACGGCCACAUCAGAUGAUGCUCUUGCGGACCGCUUUUACUAUUCCAUGUAUCAUGGCUAUUCAUUCCUCUGGAAUGGGCAGAGAGAUCGGGCAUUCGAUAACUUCUACAAGGCCUUUGCCCUGAUCGAGGGUCUUCUCAAAGAUGACCAUGUGGGGUUUAUGAUCUACAUUUUUGAUCUAAUAAUUCGACAUGAUGGAACCGGUUAUGAGGAGCCACUGCUGAUGCUUCUCCAGCACCUGGCCGACAUGGCCAAGGCGGUGUUUGAAUCGGAAGAACACCCCAUAUACCUGGUCGCGAAUUAUAUGCACCACGCCACCGUAUCCCGAGCGUGGUUGGCCGAGGCCAGUCUCCGAAGACUACUCGACUUUUUUCAGGACAGCAUAGGAUACUUCCAUCCCGAAACCAUUGCUUUACUACAAACCUUUGCCACCGGUCUGAUGAACCGAGAAAGAUUUGCCGAGGCCGCCGUCAGAUUUCAACAACUGGUGGACGCCUUUGAAACCACGCUGAAUAAACGAUGUUAUGAAGUUUGCUACGCCUUACGUUCCACCUCGGAGGCGUAUUUCCACCUGGACCAAUAUCAACAGGCUCUCCAAGCCCUGAAGGUGGCACUGGAACGAGCAGAAACGCUGCCCCGGCUGGAGGAGCGAGAAAUCUAUGUGCGUUGUCUUCGCGGAAUGGCAGAAAUCUCUCAUAAACUGGGCCGUCGAAAUGAGGCCAAUGAGACGAUGCAACACGUGGUUGAUAUCUGUCGUGAUGCUUUCGGACCUGACCAUCCAUUUACCAACCGGGCCAAGAUGCAUCUCAAAUCAAUCCUGAAGGGUGACGUGACGAGCGAAUCGGCCAUUCCACCGAUGGUAUACAGAUUGGGUCGCGGAGGAAGCGCAGCCAAAUAUAUCUGGAUAUCGAGGUCAAGCCCGACCCGACUGCAAGCCUGA
Rhinocladiella mackenziei CBS 650.93 is the source of this 1746-nucleotide messenger RNA. RefSeq lists its product as uncharacterized. The transcript has 2 exons. Gene Ontology annotation, molecular function: protein binding. The record is from RefSeq and is a predicted model, not a curated record. Lineage: Eukaryota; Fungi; Ascomycota; Eurotiomycetes; Chaetothyriales; Herpotrichiellaceae. The coding region runs from base 1 to 1746 and encodes 581 amino acids.